Micropterus dolomieu (smallmouth bass) is the source of this 1863-nucleotide messenger RNA. RefSeq names its product four and a half LIM domains protein 1-like. The record is from RefSeq and is a predicted model, not a curated record. Lineage: Eukaryota; Metazoa; Chordata; Actinopteri; Centrarchiformes; Centrarchidae. The transcript is spliced from 6 exons. Bases 165 to 1004 code for a protein of 279 amino acids. Gene Ontology annotation, molecular function: transmembrane transporter binding. Gene Ontology annotation, biological process: muscle organ development.
CGACGACUCUGACUUCAUCCUGAACGAUGCCAGCGUGAGCUCCAUGUAUGCCGACGUCACCGUCAGCACGGACGCCUCCGGAUCCCACACCAUCAACCACAAGCGUGCGUCCAGCACCGGGGGCGGCCCACCUGAUGAAGUUCUGAGUCUCCCUUGGAGUGACGAUGGCAGACAGCUCGCACUGCUUCUACUGUCGGGACGACCUUGGGGGGAAGAAGUUUGUCCGCAACGAAGGCAAGCCAGUGUGUGUCCGCUGCCACACCAAGUUCUGCGCCAACUCCUGUGCCGAGUGCCAUCGACCCAUCCCUCUGGAAUCAAAGGAGCUCAGCCACAAGGGCCGCUACUGGCAUGAGGAGUGUUUCCGCUGUGUGAAGUGUUACAAGCCUCUGGCCAAAGAGCCCUUUAGCACCAAGGAUGACCGCAUCAUGUGUGGGAAGUGCUGCUCCAGAGAGGAUGCUCCACGCUGCCAUGGCUGCUAUAAACAAAUACUUGCUGGCACAGAGAGUGUGGAGUACAAAGGGAACUCGUGGCACGACGAGUGUUUCACCUGUUGCAGCUGUAAACGACCAAUAGGAUCGCAGAGUUUCCUCUCCAAAGGAGAUGACAUUUACUGCAACCCCUGCUAUGACAAGAAGUUUGCCAAACACUGCUUCAGCUGCAAAAAGCCUAUAACCUCUGGAGGAGUGAACUACCAGGACCAGCCGUGGCACAGCCACUGUUUUGUGUGCAGCUCCUGUUCCAAGCCUCUGGCAGGGACGAGUUUCACCAACCACCAGGACCAGGUCUUCUGUGUUGACUGCUACAAGAGCUCUGUGGCAAAGAAAUGCAGCGGCUGCCAAAACCCCAUCACAGGUUUUGGUAAAGGAGUGAACGUGGUGAACUAUGAAGGCAGCUCCUGGCAUGAAUACUGCUUCAACUGUAAGAAAUGCUCCCUCAGUCUGUCCAACAAGCGUUUCGUAGUCAACGGGAAAGACAUCCUCUGCCCCGACUGUGGCAACAAGUAGAGACGGAAAACCUGGUCACUUUUUUCCUUUCUUUAUACAUAAAGUCUCCUUUUCAAUAUUUGCUUAAUUUUGGGGUGAUUACCCACAAAGUGAUGGAACAAUUGGGACCAAAAUGUAACUUGUGUCCACUGUUGAUUGUUUCUUCUGAUGCCGCAUGCAAACAUUAAAGCAUGUGAUGCCAGUGACAAGCUUUGUCCUAAAACAUAGAAAUCAGAGGCUUGAAAGAUAAAUAGAAUGUAGCUAAGGCUGGCAGUGUAGAAGACUGUUAUGACAUAAAAUAUAUAUGAUAUAAAACACAUAAAAACAACUUAACAGUCAAUUACAGUAAAUGAGCAGCAGAUUAAUGCAUUACUUACCUAAAAUAAAAGUAGCUCUAUACUGAGGAAAUGAUGUAGGUGAUUUUACAGAUCAUAAUUUUAUUUUUAAACUUUUCUUGUGCUUUUUUAUGAGCUGAUGGUUGAGAGUCAUCACUUUGUGUUAGUAUAAAGCUAGACGGCACCAUGUUUUUUUUUUUAAACAUACAUUUAAAAUAAAUAUGUGAAUUUGGAUCAUUCUAAAUGUAUUUUUUAUCCUCUUUUAGCAGAAUUAACUGCUUCCUAAGUGGCUUUAAUGUUGUUUUUCUAUUUUUGAAUGCUGAUAUUUUUCCUGUGACCAAAAAAGUGAUUUUUUUUAAAUAACCAAAAUUAUAUCUAUGUAGGUGAUUGCUGUUUAAGGGAUUACUAUGCUCAUUGUACAUUUUAAGUAAAUAAACUUGGGUGCACUUUUAUUAACUGAGGAAAGUGGAAAUUUAAAUAUCAAAUUGGAAUAUAUACAAACUGCAUGCCUUCAUGUGUUGCUAAAAUAAAAAACUUUCUACAAA